Brettanomyces bruxellensis is the source of this 3012-nucleotide messenger RNA. RefSeq lists its product as uncharacterized. Lineage: Eukaryota; Fungi; Ascomycota; Pichiomycetes; Pichiales; Pichiaceae. Gene Ontology annotation, cellular component: cytoplasm. Gene Ontology annotation, biological process: nuclear-transcribed mRNA catabolic process, nonsense-mediated decay. Gene Ontology annotation, molecular function: ATP hydrolysis activity; ATP binding; zinc ion binding. The transcript has a single exon. The record is from RefSeq and is a predicted model, not a curated record. Bases 1 to 3012 code for a protein of 1003 amino acids.
AUGGGAAUUAUGACUAUUUCACAUGAUUAUAAUGCAAAAGAGGACGUUUCGGCGGCGCAGAUGAGCACCUCCGGGCAUGAGGACGAAAUGCAAAGCAGUGCAAGCGUAUCAGGCACAUUUGAAACAUCGUCGUUUGCACAAUCGGAGCCAUCGACUAUGGCCCCCACGGUGCGAGCCGAUUUGCACGAUAUCGCACUCCCUGCAUACGCAUGUGCGUAUUGUGGUUGCAGCUCGCCCCAGAGCGUGAUCCAGUGCACGGUGUGCAAGAGGUGGUUCUGCAACGGGCAGAACGGUGCAAGGGGGUCGCACAUCGUGAUCCACAUGACGAUGAGCCACCAUAACAGCUUGGCGUUGCACCCGGAGUCGGAGAUGGGCGACACGCCUUUAGAGUGCUACAAGUGCGGGAACAAAAACGUGUUUUCGCUGGGCUUCGUGGCAGCCAAGGAGGAGUCGGUCGUGGUGCUCUUGUGCCGUCUGCCGUGCGCGCAGACGAAGCAGAACCCGGAGUGGGACAUGGAGCACUGGCAGCCGCUCAUUGAGGGGCGGCACUUGUUGCCAUGGCUUGCACGGCCUCCCCAGGACGACGAGAUGGUGUCCGGGGUUCCCGGGAUGAAGCAGAUCUCGGACCUGGAGGCCAUGUGGCGUGAGAGCGGGCAGCAGGCGGCUUCAGACGGCCGGAAGAUUGGAAGUGUGGAUGAAUCUGGCGUCGAGGACGCCGGAGGGGAUGCUGUGGAGGCACUGGAACCAGUGCAGUUGGUGUACAAGGACGGGUUCGAGUACCAGCGGACGUUCGGCCCGUUGGUGGAGGCGGAGGCGAACUACUUCCACCGAGUGAAGGAGUCGAAGAUCUUGAAAGAGAUCAAGGUGCGGUGGUCUGUGGGCGUGAACAAGAAGAAGAUGGCGUCGUUCAUUUUGCCGUCGUACGAGUUCGCGGAGUUCAAGAUGGCGGUUGGCGACGAGAUCCGGCUGUCGCACGAGGCCGUGCCAGAAUUGGACGCCUGGCAGGACUCCGGGUACGUGGUGCGUCUGCCCGGCCCGUCGACGGAGGAGCUGACGGUGCAGAUGCGGUCGAAAGACGCGCCGAUGCACGUGCAGCAGGGGUUCUCAGCCGAGCUCGUGUGGAAGAGCGUGCCGUACGACCGGAUGCAGGAGGCAUUGAAGCGGUUCGCGUUGGACCAGAAGUCUGUGUCCAAGUAUCUUUACUACAAGUUGCUUGGUAAGGAUCAGCCCGCCGAGACUUUUGAUGUGGAGUUGCCCGCGCGUCUUUCGGUGAGCAAGGAGCUGGAGUUGAAUGCCUCGCAGCUGAAUGCCGUGCAGACGGCCUUGCGAAACCCGCUCACGCUCAUCCAGGGGCCUCCUGGUACGGGAAAGACGGUUACGUCUGCCACGAUAGUGUAUCAGUUGUGUCGGAUGCGGCGGAGUGGUAAGGCUAAGGGUAAGGCUAAGGAUAAGGCCAAGGAUAAGGGGGGGAAGGAUAAAGGUAGCACACGCAAACCUCCCCCGGUGCUCGUGUGUGCACCGUCAAACGUGGCUGUGGACCACUUGACGUUGCAGCUUGCACGGCUCGGGCUCCGCGUGGUGCGUGUGGCGGCACGCGGGUGGACGUGCGACCAGGAGGAGGUGGAGAAGUGUAGUUUGGACAGCGUGGUGGCGCGGACGGCAGGCGGGCGGCUCCGGAGGCUGCUGCGCCGGCGGGAGGAGACCGGGGAGCUUUCGGAGCAGGAGUACCGGGAGUACACGUCGCUGGUGAGGGCCCGGGAGGCGGCGGUGGUGACACGGGCAGAGGUGGUGUGCUGCACUUGCGUGACGGCGGGCAGCGGGCAGCUACCGGGCCACUGGGCGGCGUGCACGGUGUUGAUCGACGAGAGUACGCAGGCGACGGAGCCGGAGUGCCUGAUCCCGAUCGCCCGGGGCGCCCGGCAGGUGAUCCUGGUGGGAGACCACCAGCAGCUCGGUCCCGUGAUCGGCGACCCCCGGGUUCGCAGCCUGGGUCUGGGCCAGUCACUUUUCGAGCGGCUGAUCUUGCUUGGCAACACCCCGGUCCGCUUGGAGGUCCAGUACCGCAUGCACCCGGGGCUUGCGGAAUUCUCGUCAAACGUGUUUUACGAGGGCUCCUUGCACAACGGCGUGUCCGCUUCGCAGCGCUCCGGGGCUGCUUCCGGGUUCCCCUGGCCUAUCUCCGGUUCCCCACUCAUGUUUUGGGCCUGCUUCGGCCCAGAGGAGCUCUCAUCCUCCGGCGUGUCCUACUUGAAUCGCACAGAGGCCACAAACUGCUUCAAAAUCGUCUCGCGAAUGUUUUCUGCCGGCGUGUCCCCCGAGCAGAUUGGCAUUGUGACACCCUACGAGGGUCAGCGUCACUUCAUCUCCUCGUACAUGCUGCUUAAUGCCUCCCCGGACAUCACCGACGCCCUCCAGCACGUCGAGGUGGUCUCCGUGGACGCGUUCCAGGGCCGCGAGAAGGACUUCAUCAUCUUCUCGUGCGUCCGAUCCAACGACUUCCACCAGCUCGGCUUUCUCCGCGACCCCCGCCGGCUCAACGUCGCCUUGACCCGUGCCCGUUAUGGCCUCAUCAUCCUCGGCAACCCCAUCACACUCUCCCGCGACCGCUUGUGGGCUUCGCUCCUCCACUACUACCGGGAUCGAGGCUGCCUUGUCGAGGGGCAGCUUGGCCGCAUGCGUGUGUGCUCCGUGCGGCUUGGGGCCCCAGCCUAUGCCCGGCCCAGCCCACGUGCCCAGAUGUACCAGAAAUCCAACUACCGCGAGUCCGAUACCGCUACUUUGGUUUCUUGCGAUGCCUCUGUUCUGGGAGGCCAGGAAAACAACCCCUGGCCAACCAUCGACCAGGCUGAGCACUAUUCUUACGCCCGGAAGGGCAAUUAUGGUGACCAGGAGCAAGAUUCCGAUGACCAGGAGCAAGAUUAUGGUGAUCAGGAGCAAGAUUCUGAUGAUCGGGCCUCCCGAAGUGUCAUCGAGAGCUUCACCAACAAGUUUGCCAGCGAGUUUACUUUUUGA